Molecule: messenger RNA, 1428 nt
Organism: Pezoporus flaviventris
Lineage: Eukaryota; Metazoa; Chordata; Aves; Psittaciformes; Psittacidae
Product: polyadenylate-binding protein 2-B-like
Exons: 7
Coding region: 1-642 (213 amino acids)
Molecular function (GO): RNA binding
Source: RefSeq, a predicted model, not a curated record
AUGGCAGCUCUGUGGAAGACUGUAGAUGAUGACUUGGACUUGAGCCACCUGGAGGGGGACAGUGUGGAGGAGCUGGUUGUGCAGAACCCAGAGCUGGAGGCCAUCAACACCAGAGUGCAAGAGAUGGAGAAAGAGGAUGAGCGGAUAAAGGAGCUGCAGCUGGAAGCUGAGAAACGCUUUAUUGUGAACCUGGAGGGAGGUCUCUUCCCAAAGACAACCAAGAAGAUGGAGGUUGACCAGCGAUCCAUCUAUGUGGGCAAUGUAGAUUAUGGGGGCACGGCAGAAGAGCUGGAGUCUCACUUCCACAGCUGCGGGGAGAUCAACCGAGUGACCAUCCUCUGUGACAAGUUCUCAGGGCAUCCCAAAGGGUAUGCCUACAUUGAAUUUGAAGAGAAGAGCUCUGUGAAGACUGCGUUGGAGCUGGAUAAGAGUGUGUUCAGAGGCCGUGUCAUUAAGGUGCUGCCCAAGAGGACCAAUGUGCCGGGCAUCAGCACCACUGACCGUGGGGGCUACCAGGGCUGCUUCCAAGCCCGGGGAGGCCUGGCCCAGCAGGGAGGCUACUACGGAGGGCAGCACCCGAGGGUGCGAGGGAGGACAUACAGGGGUCGGGCAAGGCUGCUGCCUUGGUAUUUUCCAUGCUAGAAAGGAUUGGACUACCCUGGUGAUGCCGACAGAACUGAAAUGAGGAGAUGGGAUUGCAGAGAUCUCACAAUAUGCCUACUCAAGUAAAAAAGAUUAAUUUAAAGAAGGCCAUCUGCCUGGCUGUGAGGAUUACUGGGGAGGCAGCCAUGUGCUGUGCUGCAGGAGGGAAGACUGGAUCCCCUCCAUCUGCACAUCCUGCAGGUGUCCCAGAGGAGCUCACCUUAGCUUUGCUUAGGAGAUUGCAUUUUCAUCAAGAACAGUCUUAUUCUAGAGAACACUGUCCUCAGGAGGGAGGAGCUCUCCCAAACCAUUAAGGCUCAUUCUCAUCCCAUAGAAAAGGGCUGCACUGGAGGGUUUAGUUUGCUUUCUAGGUGUCCAAAUGUCUUCCACCCCACUGUGAGGAUGGACCUGCCCUGCUUGACCUGUGAAGCUCCCUCAGCUUUGCCAGUUUUCUAUGGAAGCUGGAUGCUGCUUUCUCUUGCUCAUAAGAAGGUCCUAAAGGCCUUUCUAAAGACUCUUUUCUUCUUCAGAUCAGUGGAGAAAGUCUUGGGUUGCAGCUCUAGAUCUGACUGCUGGGGAGCUUUUCCUUCAUCAGCCUCAUGGAUUUCUGACCUUCCUCUUGGGAAGAGGAUGGAGCCAAUUAUGUGGUUUGGGUCUGGUUUUUAGCUUGUUUUUUGUGGGUGUAUACCAAACGGACGCUACCACCCGGGUAUACGCCUUUACCUAUGAGAUUUCCUAUCUCGAUUUAUGGAAGGCUUCCAAACCUUGCGUACGCUUACCAAACCA